GCUGGAGCCCAAGCAUUGUGUCAGGUACUACCAGGGGAUGGGGUGGAACAGUCUGGGAUUUCGCUGUGUGGGGACCAGAAUCCCAGGAAGCCAGGAUGUGGGGAAGCUGUGGUCAUGGCCAUGGGGCUCUUCCGGGUGUGCCUGGUGGUGGUGACCGCCAUCAUCAACCACCCUCUGCUGUUCCCACGAGAGAACGCCACGGUUCCCGAGAACGAGGAAGAGAUCAUCCGCAAGAUGCAGGCGCACCAGGAGAAGCUGCAGCUGGAGCAACUGCGCCUGGAGGAGGAGGUAGCGCGCCUGGCGACUGAGAAGGAGGCCCUGGAGCAGAUAUCAGAGGAGAGCAAGCAGCAGAAUGAGACUCACGGGGCCUGGGACCUCUGGAGCACCCUCUGCAUGAUCCUCUUCCUGAUGAUCGAGGUGUGGAGGCAGGACCACCAGGAAGGGCCUUCGCUGGAGUGCCCAGGCGGUGACGAGGACGAGCUGCCUGGGCUAGGGGGUGCCCCCUUGCGGGGUCUCACCCUGCCCAACAAAGCCACGCUCAGUCACUUUUAUGAGCGCUGCAUCCGUGGGGCCACGGCUGAUGCCACCCGCACCCGGGAGUUCGUGGAAGGCUUUGUUGAUGACUUACUGGAAGCACUGAGAAGCCUCUGCAACCGGGACACCGACAUGGAGGUGGAAGACUUCAUUGGCGUGGACAGCAUGUACGAGAACUGGCAGGUGGACAGGCCACUGCUGUGCCACCUCUUUGUGCCCUUCACACCCCCAGAGCCUUACCACUUCCACCCAGAGCUGUGGUUCUCCAGCCGAUCAGUGCCUCUGGAUCGCCAGGGCUAUGGCCAGAUCAAGGUGAUAGGGUCUGAUGGGGAUGCACUGGGCUGUAUCUGCGGCAAGACCAAGCUUGGGGAAGACAUGCUUUGUCUCCUGCACAGCAAGAAGAAUGCUGUGCAGCCCAGUGGUGAGAUGGAAGACCUCUUGUGUGCUAGAGAGUCCCCAUAUCUGGACACAAUGCAGGUCAUGAAGUGGUUCCAGACGGCCCUCACCAGAGCCUGGCUUCGCAUUGCCCACAAGUAUGAGUUCGACCUGGCCUUUGGCCAGCUGGACAGCCCGGGGUCGCUCAAGAUCAGGUUCCGCUCAGGGAAGUUCAUGCCCUUCAACCUGAUUCCGGUGAUCCAGUGUGAUGACUCAGACCUGUAUUUUGUCUCACACCUUCCCAGGGAGCCCUCAGAGGAGACCCUGGCCUCCAGCACAGACUGGCUCCUGUCCUUUGCUGUCUAUGAGCGACACUUCCUCAGGAUGACAUCGAAAGCUCUGCCUGAGGGUGCCUGCCACCUCAGCUGCUUGCAGAUUGCCUCCUUCCUGCUCUCCAAGCAGAGCCGCCUGACUGGCCCCAGUGGGCUCAGCAACUACCACCUGAAGACGGCCCUGCUGCACCUCCUGCUUCUCCGGCGGGCCACCGACUGGAAGGCUGGGCAGCUCGAUGUGCGUCUGCAAGAGUUGCUCUGCUUCCUGGAGAAAAGCCUGCUUGAAAAAAAACUUCAUCACUUCUUCAUUGGCAACCACAGGGUGCCCGAGGCCAUGGGACUCCCUGAGGCCGUGCGCAGGGCCGAGCCUCUCAACCUAUUCCGGCCCUUCGUCCUGCAGCGAAGUCUCUACCGUAAGACGGUGGACUCCUUCUAUGAGAUGCUCAAGAAUGCUCCAGCGCUCAUCAGCGAGUAUUCCCUACAUGUCCCCUCAGACCAUGCCAGCCUGCCCCAGAAAGCUGUCAUCUUGUAAAGCAUGUGGGACCCAGGGGUCAGGACAAGGGUAUCUCCCAUGUUCACACCCCUAGCAGCAUCUGCAAGCCCUACCCUGGCAAUGAGGCGGGCUUUGGUGAGAGCCAUGGCUCAACCUGCCAGGAAACCAGGCCCUACAGUGCAGAGGAAAUAGAAUUACAGUCAGAAGCUGGUUUGCUUUCAUGCCAUUGAGGCCUGUUGGUAAAGCUGUCAUUUGGGUCUGGGGACUGAUCCUUUGCAGCUUG
This is a messenger RNA of Carlito syrichta (Philippine tarsier), 2017 nucleotides long. It is a transcript of the gene ITPRIP, whose product is annotated as inositol 1,4,5-trisphosphate receptor interacting protein. Gene Ontology annotation, molecular function: protein kinase inhibitor activity. The coding region runs from base 115 to 1773 and encodes 552 amino acids. The transcript is spliced from 2 exons. The record is from RefSeq and is a predicted model, not a curated record. Gene Ontology annotation, cellular component: membrane. Lineage: Eukaryota; Metazoa; Chordata; Mammalia; Primates; Tarsiidae.